AUGACUAAUGACACUGGAUAUGAAGGCAAACGACAAGCUGAGCUAGAACAGUUGCGAAUGCAAAAUUUGGCCAAUAAACAGCAAGAACGCCCCGAGGAGAGGCGGAAUGAGGAGACUAUGGCCGCCGACAACAAGUCGGGUCAAAGCUGUCCACCAACGGUGGGAGACGGUGUGACUGGUGAACAAACAAAUACAACAGCGGGGUCUGAUAUGUCAGUUGAUUCAACUAUUGGAAUGCACAACUCCCCGGUUGAACCCCUAGCGGUAAUUGCACCUGACAAGUUGUCAUGGCAUCAAGAUGGAUAUGUCGGUGGAGGCUUGGAUUUGAGCCCAAGCACGUUGACUGGGUAUGAUAAGAUGAAUGAUUCAAUCACAACCUUUCUCCUUGACCCGGAAUUGGAUCUGCCACGGGAUAGCAGCACGCCCAAGUUAACCUCUAUUAAUCCCACGUCCGCCAGCACCCCUCAAGCCCGCAGCAAUCCACUUCUGCACCAGGAGAGCGCUAUACGAACCACACGAUCAAAAUUCGAAGUCCACCAGAGAGUCUGUAAGGCUCAGGCGACAAAUUGCGGAGUGAUUCGACAUCAGUGUAAGGAAGGGCUGCCCACUGUUCGAAUGAACGUUCCCACGAACCUGUCGGCCAUGAUGGAGAUAUGGGACAAUGGCAGCCUGCUACACAAAUACAGCUCAGAAAGCCAGGGCAAGACAGCCCUCCACAUAAGUGCCGAGCGUGGCGACGUUGGAAUUGUGCAGUUUCUCCUUAUUCAAGGGGUAGACGUCAAUUGCGCAGACGGGUGGGGACGUACUGCAUUGCAUUAUGCGGUACGAGCUGCGCAUGUUGAUAUUGUCACGCAGUUGCUUGCAGCGGGCGCCGAAAUCGGGGCUCGCGAUCAUCAUGGCCAAAGCCCACUGCAUGUCGCAGUGGAUGUGGGUUCCGAGGUGAUCGUGCGACUGCUAGCAGACGAGGGCGCAGACCUCAAUGCCCCCAUCGAUAUCCCAAACCAUAUACGUGAGGGAGCGUGA
Messenger RNA from Aspergillus tubingensis, 1023 nucleotides. RefSeq names its product ankyrin repeat domain-containing protein. The coding region runs from base 1 to 1023 and encodes 340 amino acids. Gene Ontology annotation, molecular function: protein binding. The record is from RefSeq and is a predicted model, not a curated record. NCBI's taxonomy places the organism in Eukaryota, Fungi, Ascomycota, Eurotiomycetes, Eurotiales, Aspergillaceae. Gene Ontology annotation, cellular component: nucleus; cytoplasm. The transcript has a single exon.